GAGAGAGAGAGAGAGAGAGAGAGAGAGAGAGAGAGAGAGAGAGAGAGAGAGAGAGAGAGAGUUUACAAUUUCAAUCCAACCAAUGAGACGGUCGAUACACUAGGAUUUUCAUAGUUGUGCAGGAGCACAAAGUGAGCUGAUUGUGUGAACUUCCAGGUAAAACUGCAAACCGUCUCAAGCUCACAUCUCCAGCUCAUGAUACUCAGGUCUUCUCCUCUUUAAGCCCUCGAGGCUGCUCCUCCAGGCUUUGAUGCCCUCACUCUUUGAAGCAGGUGGACAGACGCAGGCAUGAGUAACAGUGGGACCAAAGAGCCGUCUCCCCAGCCGAGCACUGCCCAGUCACCUCCUGAGCCUCAGCGCAGAGGCAGGGGUCGGCCACGGAAACAGCAGCAGGAGCCUGUUGGACCACCAACUCCAAAGCGCCCGAGAGGACGACCGAAAGGCAGCAAGAACAAAGGCCCCAGAACUGCACUAAAGAAAGUGGAGCCCGUUGGGGAGAAACGACCACGUGGGCGACCAAGGAAAUGGCCCCAGAAAGUAGUUCAAGUAGCUGAAGAGCAGCAGGGCUCUUCAGAAGAGGCUGAGGAGGGUCCCUCGCCGCUCGAGCCCUCAACGUCUCAGGUUCCAGCGCAGGAGGAAGGGGAGUAGAUAGGAUGCCUCUCUACCUACCUCAAGGUUUGGCCUCAAACAAACAGGGAUACUGUCUGGCUCCUAUCUGUGACUGGGAUUCAUAAACAAACAAACACACACACACACACACACACACACACACACACACACACACACACACACACACACACACACAAAAUCAUUGCAGUGGUUUCUUCUCCCGACCUGAUACUGUAUCCUGGUUUUAUUGGUUCACUCUAAGAGUUUGGUGAACAAACUCUGUUUUAACAUUGAAUAAAUUGAUCUUUGGACAUGUUUUUUUUUUAAGGGAAUAGUUCGACAUUUUGGGAAAUACGCUUAUUCACUUUCCGGCCGAGAGUUGCAUUAGAAGAUUGAUACCACUCUCAUGUGUGUGCGGUAGAGCUAUUGUCAGCAGCUGGUUAGCUUAGCUUAGCACAAAAACUGGAAACAGGAGGAAAUAGUUAGCCUGGCUCUGUCCAAAGGUAAAAAAAUCUACCUACCAGCACCUCUAAAGCUCAGCUCAUUAAUUAACAAGUUAUAUCUCAUUUGUUUGAUCCGUACACAAAGUGGAAAACCGACAAUUUUUUGUUUACUGUUUACAGAGGUCAUGUGCCUUUUUAAAGGUGCUGGUAGUUGGGUUUUGUUUGUUUCCAGUCUUUAUGCUAAGCUAAGCGUUCUACAUUGUAUCAAUCUUCUCAUCUAACUCCAGGCAAGAAUGCAAAGAAGCAUAUUUACCAAAAUGUCCAACCAUUGUGUUAAGGAUACCUGCUUGAUGGACAGGCUUGCGGGUUAAAAUGAGAGAGUGGGGUGGGGGGGGUUAAAGGAACCAACCUGAACCGUUUUAUUGAAACAUGUUUUUAAAUCAAGUGACAUGAAUCCUCACAUGAAAUGGGAGCAAGAUGGUGACAUUUUUAGCAAUGUCACAAUAUAAACAUGGUGCGCUGAAGUCAUUAUUAUGAAAGUAGACGUGAAGAGUUUUCUUCCAAAAUGAAAUAUCCAAUUUUGGAGGGGAGAAAUAUCUUAUUUUCUUUGCUCAGAAUAAAAAAUGCAAAGAAUUACUUUAGCUUGUCAGUGUGACAGUUCAGAUUAAUAAUGUCAAUGUUUUUUUUCCUUCCAACCAGCAGCAAGAAAAAAAGCACCCAAAGGUUUAAAUGGAUGUCUCAUUUUUGGAAAGAAACCCUUCAUAUAUACUUUAGUCAACAACAGUGACUAAACAUUUUACCACACUCAGGAUUUUACUAUUACAGUGCUUUUACACCAUAUUGAAACCUCAGGUACAACGCUAUUCAGGAACAUGUCAGUCUACUCAGUAAUUAUUGUGCUGUGUUUGUUGUGCAUUUCUGAUCUGUAUUUGACAUUACCAGUAUGCCUUGACACAACGACCUCAUUUAAACCUCAGUUGUCCUCAGCUUCUUAAUCUCUCAUACUACCUCAGUAACACAAAAGAUCUCCAACAAAGUAACUCUCCACUCCCUCAGCAGCACACAUACACACACUCUCUCUCUCUCUCUCUCUCUCUCUCUCUCUCUCUCUCUCUCUCUCUCUCUCUCUCUCUCUCUCACUCUCUCUCACUCAAACAAACACUCAAACAAACACACACACACACACGUUCAUGUGCAGAUAUAUAACACAGACAGGCAAAGAGUUUUCAGGCCUACAUACAAACACACAAACACAAUCGGCAGAGGAUUUUUACUAUGGGUGUACAGAUAAAAGCCUCAGUGUCAUUUAUUUAAAAAAAAAACUGUAUUUGUUAAAAGCUGAAGUGAGACUUGGUUUAUUCUUUUGGGAAAUAAAAUGCAGCCAAUAGUUUACAAGAACUUGAUAAAAUACUUUCUUUUAGGGUGUAGUUCCUUAUGAAAUACUUUUUUUUGGGGGGUUGGGGUGGGGGGGAGGGGUUGUUACUCAUUUCUCAUUUUUACUACUUUAUGUAUUUUCUGACUCUUACACUGUAAAUUGUAUGUGUGACACUCUUUAAUUUGUGUGAUUUGAAAGGAAGGGCAGCAAAUUACCACACAGUGCUGAAAUACAUGCCCCUUAUGGGAAACAACAAGACAACAGCACCACAGAUACCUUAUGUAUGACAUCAAUUGUGGAAACGUGGUUAAUACUAAACACUUCAUCAGUAACCCUUUGUUUUACCAAUUUAUGAGAGAAAAGGGUCCACGUUGUUCCUUCCUUUCCUAUUUGGCUAUUAAAAGGUAGUAUGAAGGAUAAAUUCAAAAAUAGUGUAAUAUAAGCAUGAGUAGAAAUAAGUUGUAAACUGACUUAGUAAAAGUUUUUAUUAGUAACAUUUUCCUACCAAGUGACCAAAUGAGGCUGUUGCAGGAAACCCCCUGACAAUGUUGACUUAUAGUGUAAAAUUGUGUAAAAAUAGUGUACAAACCCACACUUUAGGGUUAACUCAUUAAAAAACUAGUAUGUUUUAUCUGUAAUGAAUCAGUAAUAGUAUUUUUCUAUAUAUAGAUUACCAAAUUCUUUUGUUUGAACAUUUUUCAAAAUAAAGAGGAUUCCAGCCUCCAGUCUGUUUUCACUAAAAUGUUUUUGAGACAUUGUUUGUCUGGAUAGUUGCACUUAAACUGACAGACAGCCUGUUGCAAAUACUUCAAGCUCCUCAGAUUCAUUCCUUGUGUCAUCAUACGUGGUAGCCAUUUAUCCAACGUGAACUACAUAUCACUUACUAGUUGUUUAUUACAUGACUUGAAUAUCGCCCAUCAUUUACUGCAUGUCAGGUGUUUCCUCCACGAUAUGUUGUAUCCCAAUACUUUCAUGUAUUUCUGCAUUGUUGACUAAAUUUGCUGCCAGAGGAGCUUAAUUCAUUUACAUACAGGUAUGUUUUCUUGUUCAAUUGCAUUGACUUUACUUUUUUUGCCAUCUGGACUACCUCUGAACUCACAAGCCUUGGACAUCUCUGAGGAAAUGAGUUAGUUAGUUGGUUGUAUCUGACCUUUUCCAUCAGACCAGGCGAUGUGCAUCAUGAAAUCUUGAAAUAACUAUCAAACUAGUACUGUUGUAGUCCACUCAUCUCAUCUCCCUACAUUCAUUUCACCAUAAUGAAUGAAAGUCAGCCUGAAAGUUGCCUCUUAAUUGAACUACAGCUGGGUCAAUGUUUGUUAUUUACACAAGCUGCGUCUGGAUAUUUACUCUCUAUAUGGGGACGUUGUUCUUACUGAUAAUGAUAAAUAGUUACAUACAGUACUUGAUCCAUUUUCAGCUAUUGAAAAGUUGAAGUGUAACUUGAGAAAUCAUAUUUUAUGCCUUACUUUUAACACCAUUUUGUAGUUAUGUUAUUGAUGUGUCCUCCACUUCAUUAAUACAACUCACAAACCUGUGAUAUAUAUUUUUGUUAUGAUCCUUUACCAUGUGAUUUGUGUUAUUCUGCUUCUUUAUCGCGUAUUAAUAAAAUAUCGCACCUA
Molecule: messenger RNA, 4046 nt
Organism: Perca fluviatilis (European perch)
Lineage: Eukaryota; Metazoa; Chordata; Actinopteri; Perciformes; Percidae
Product: high mobility group protein HMGI-C-like
Exons: 6
Coding region: 289-648 (119 amino acids)
Biological process (GO): regulation of DNA-templated transcription
Cellular component (GO): chromatin; nucleus
Molecular function (GO): transcription coregulator activity; DNA binding
Source: RefSeq, a predicted model, not a curated record